CUAGAAAUUGCUCUCGUACUCCAUACAUUCUCAUCCUCCAUACCUUCAGUAACAUCCUUUGCCAUUUCUCCUAUUGGUUCUAGCUCUAUUAUACCUCUGCAAUGGCUGGUCGUUUUGUUAGAUCCUCCAAAUAUCGCCAUAUUUAUGGAAGGCCAACGAGAAAGGAGCAAUGCUACGAUAAUCUCCACAUUUCAAAGAAUGCUUGGGAUUCCAACAUCAUCAAAGCCAACCCUCAGUAUCUCUCCGUCAAUUGGGAAUCUGGCGGAGGUGGAGCUUUUGCCGUUAUCCCACUGUCCCAUCGAGGUCGUCUUCCUGAACAAAUUCCCCUUUUCCGCGGCCACACGGCACCAGUUCUCGAUACCGAUUGGUCUCCUUUCAAUGAUUCACUUGUUGCAUCCGGUUCUGACGAUGGGAAGGUCUUUAUUUGGACCGUACCAAAAAACUUCUCUGUGCUUUCAGACGAUGAUAAAGGACCAACCGAUGUCGAUCCAGUCUCCAAGCUAGCUGGCCAUAGCAGGAAGGUCGGCCAUGUGCUUUUCCAUAACACUGCUGAGAAUAUACUUGCUACUUCCUCGGGGGAUUACAGUGUCAAGCUCUGGGACAUUUCUUCGGGGACUUCUCACUCUACACUCAAGCACCCUGAGGUUGUUCAGUCGAUGUCCUGGUCAACAAAUGGAUCUAUGCUUUUGACUACAUGUCGCGACAAGAAGCUCCGUGUCUGGGAUCCUCGGCAAGAAACUGCCGUCCACGAGGUUCAGGGACAUACCGGGGCUAAGAACAGCAGAGCUGUUUGGAUGACCGGUGAUGUCGGGGGUGAUAAGAUUGCCACUACCGGUUUUAGCAAGAUGAGUGACAGGCAACUUGGCCUUUGGGAUUUGAGAAAUCUCGAAAAUAGUCCACUCAAUGGGUUUGAGACGUUGGACACUAUCUCCGGUGUCUGCAUGCCGUUUUGGGACGAAGGGACCAAGUGCCUCUAUUUGGCAGGCAAAGGUGACGGUAACAUUCGUUACUUUGAGUACUCUAAUGAUGAAUUCAUAUUUUUGUCGGAGUACAAGAGUGGUGAUCCCCAGCGAGGUGUUGCAUUCCUUCCAAAGAGAGGGGUCGCUCUUCAUGAGAACGAAAUUAUGCGGGGGUUCAAGACAGUCAACGAUACGUAUAUUGAGCCAAUCUCCUUUAUUGUGCCACGUCGUGUAAGUUUUAACAGCGACAUCUAUCCUCCGUGCUUCAAUGGCGAGGCGGUACUCACGGCCGAUGCUUGGCUUGGCGGUCAGAAUGCUGAACAACAAACAAUGGACCUCGAAAUCCUCUAUGACGGGGACGCGCAACCAAGUGCAGCGCCAAAAACGUUGAAGACCCUGCUCACUCAGUCGGCGCCUGUUGCUGUGGAGCCCGUACCCACUAAGACCGCCACUGCGCCGCUCCCUAAACCUGCCCCGGAACCUGUAAAAGUUCCCACGAGUCCAAUCAAGGAAAGCCCUGUGCCUAUCCGAGUUCCCUCGGAAGAAAGAGUCUCCAAGCCUAUAAUAAUUGAGGAGUCAGCUAAGGUUGUCAACAAGAUUCCCGAGCCGCCCAACCCGGCAUUUCAGGCUAGGCAGGAACCAGCCAAACAAGCCGCACCACCUCUUCAAAACUCAACUGAUUCGGGUAUUGCCGACCAAUUGGCCCGUAUCACCUCACUCCUAGAGCUUCAGACCAAAACUCUUGCCAGCCAAAAUGAACAUAUUGCUGAGCUAACUAAGGAGCUUGACACCCUUAAGAAUAAAGUUGAUACUAAAGCGAGCGAGGAGAGCAACAGAAAGGAUGAGAUCAUCCGAAAGUUGGAGUUGGAGUUGGAGGCAGCCAAGUCCUAG
Molecule: messenger RNA, 1850 nt
Organism: Tuber melanosporum (Perigord truffle)
Lineage: Eukaryota; Fungi; Ascomycota; Pezizomycetes; Pezizales; Tuberaceae
Exons: 7
Coding region: 102-1850 (582 amino acids)
Biological process (GO): actin filament organization
Molecular function (GO): actin filament binding
Source: RefSeq, a predicted model, not a curated record